Messenger RNA from Miscanthus lutarioriparius, 615 nucleotides. NCBI's taxonomy places the organism in Eukaryota, Viridiplantae, Streptophyta, Magnoliopsida, Poales, Poaceae. The record is from the annotation of a GenBank genome assembly.
AUGGCGGCUGCUGCAGGCCUGCAGGAUCAACAGACUGAAUGGCUGGAUGAUUACCUGGUCAAAGACAGGCUGCUGAUGUACUUCACCAAGGCCUCGGCGACAACACUGCCUGUGCUUGUCGCGUUCUUGUCACUCACGCUGGGAGAGAAAAAGGAGCAGGAACAUGUCAAGAUAGCUUUCUGUGCUGUCUCCCUGCUCGCUUUACUGGUCAUCACCGUGCCACUGGCGUGUAGCAUCGGCUUUGCAGGACGAUCCGAUAGUGGACGACGACGAUCCGGCAGUCACAGUGGACGACGAUGCCAGGGAGAAGUCCAUGCGGCGCCUGUGACGCGGCGUACCUCUCCAACAUUUCUCAUCUUGACAGUGGUUAUCCUGGCAGUGCUGCUCAACCCGGCUUACGUCGCUCCCACCAGCCCGGGGCUGUUGCUCUCAUUCCUGCUGGUAGGUAUCACCGUGUACACGGUGGAAACGGAGCCGUUGCUCCGGUGGCGAAACGUCCUGGACCACAAGCAUGCCACCGACUACACCUUCGUCUUCAACGUCUCCUCAGAAGCUCUUCGGCUUGUCAGCAGCACUCUUCGGCAAUCUCAAGAGCGGCCAGCGGAGGCAAGGUGA